Ostrinia nubilalis (European corn borer) is the source of this 2382-nucleotide messenger RNA. It is a transcript of the gene OSCP1, whose product is annotated as protein OSCP1. The record is from RefSeq and is a predicted model, not a curated record. NCBI's taxonomy places the organism in Eukaryota, Metazoa, Arthropoda, Insecta, Lepidoptera, Crambidae. The coding region runs from base 1465 to 2382 and encodes 305 amino acids. Gene Ontology annotation, biological process: transport. Gene Ontology annotation, cellular component: plasma membrane; cytoplasm. The transcript is spliced from 2 exons.
UUAUCAUAGAGUUGCAUCCCUUUCUUAAUCGGUCUUAGAGCAACUAAUGUCAUCCGGGCUGUUCCCAAUCUGUGACACCUCACUACGUUUGGAGCACAAGAAUGAUUCAGUAAACUGUGAAAGGCAUAUGGAGCACUUCCAAUGUUGAACUCAUCAACGAAAUUUCCUUCAGCUGACUCCACAUUUCCACUUAUUCCAUGCAUAUUAGUAGCACUCGUCAUUAUAUGAUGAAGUAAAUUACCAGCUGCAUAUUUCCUAAUAUUAUCUUGUUCCUCUUCAUUGUCACUUUCUAAAAACUUUGUUUUCUGUGACAAUUGCCAUAAAAAUACAGCUGCAGUAACUGCCUUUUGAAAAAUAUUGGAUAUAGAUCUCUUUUCAAUAUUAGAUGCCAAAGUAUGUAUUGAGGUAUAAUACUUUGAGUCAUAUACCCAUUCAUUGUUUACCUUAACAUGACCUCUGAAUUCUGAACCAGCAUUUUCUUCUGCUUCUUGAAUGGUUUUGAAUAAACUGUCCCAGUCAGCGUGGUCAUUUCUAGCUUUUAUUACAGUUCUAAGAGCAAGAAGCUCUAAUGUAGUAAAUUUCAACUCUACAAGGGUAGCCAUCAACGGACAUUCAAUUUCAUGGUAAUCCUUCCAGGCACUAUCUUUGCAUUGAACGCUACAAUAUAACGAAAAACAGCAGCUGUGACAAGGCAACAAAUUCAAGCUUCUGGAGAGACAGUAACUGCAAGUGAACAAAUAUUGAUGUUUCAAGAGCAGCUUGAAAUAGGGUUCUUCUUGUAUCAGAAUAUCACCAACUUUGAUGUCACAUUUUGCUACAACAUGCCGUCCCAUUUCAUUACUGAAUACAACUUCCAGCUUCGAACUGGCACAUGGAAAUCUUGGCAUCUGUGGGUCUUUUAAGGUAAGCAAUUCACGUAUUUCAGGGCUUAACCGUUCAGAUUCUGGAGUAACUUUAUCUAUACAUAUUGACUUUCUUUUAUUUAAUUUGUCAGUUAACUUCUCAGGGUAUUUCAUUGAGAAAACAGUGUCAAUAUCUUUAAUACAUUCGGCCCACUUUUCUAAUGAGGAAAAGACUGCAGAUCUGUUAGCUAGGGCUAGACAAUAACACUCAGAAUGUAGAGGUGCAUGAAGCAAAGAUAGAUUGUAAUACUGCCAUGCACCGUAGUUAUCGUUUCGUUGGUACUUUUUGUUGCCUUGGUUACGGUAGUAUGUAGACACUUUUUCACAUUUUUCAACGUCUAAUAUUUUUGGGAAGGCCUCCAAGCCUUCAAGAAUAUCAUACACUAUCAAAACCUUGUCAUGUAUAUCUUUUGUGCAUAUUAAUUGCUGUGAUAUUGAACGUAUUUUACCUUGAGCGUUUAACUUGGCAAGAACGCCUUCAUAGCAGGAAUCAAUACUCAUGUUUAUGUGUGUAGAAAACUAUUGAUCUUACAGUUACUCGAGUCCAAGACAGUGGUGCACAAUGUCUCACUUCGCGACGCCUUUUAUAGUGGUAAAUCUGGGUUGUGAGAUGGUGUAUGUCAUCGACCAGCGCUUGAGGGCACAAAAUAUUACUCUGGAUAAAUCUGAGAGAGUGCUCACCGAUGUGGUUACAGUGCUACUUCAUCCCAAACUCCUGGACGAGCUAUUUAUACCGCAGCCGGUGGCCACCCACGUCGUCAUCAAGCAACUGCUUCAAGAUAUAUCGGCCACGUCUAUUAUGAAACUAGACGACUAUUCCAUGUCCAAAUUAUGGGAUUUGAUGACCAUGAUCUUCAAAUGGCAGCUUUCUGUAGCAACAAACCAAAAUAUUUUUGACAUUAGCCGGCGACACUUGAGAAGUGUGGCCACACUCAUGCCUCAAUAUUUCCCAAAAUGUAUUAUUGAGCAGGCGAUGAGGAGAUUUGAAUCUUUAGCCCAAAAAUUCACUGAUGAUGAUUACAAAUCGCUGAGCAACACCUUGAUAUUAUGGUUUUCUGAAUAUCAUACAAAGAUUUCAGUUUUACUGAGAUUGGGACUUCAAAAGAAAGAUGGAACGUUUAGUUUGCCAGCAACAAUAAAUUCAAGGAUAUUACAAAAUCUCGGAGAAAACAUUUACAUUUAUGACAAUAAGAAAAAUCCUGCCGAUGAAUAUGAAUCUAAAUGUGCUGAUACUUGCGAAAUCAGUUGCCUCCUUGGGACAAUAGAUCCUACGCCUAGCAAACAGGGAGUCAUUGAGUUGCACCUGCCUAUCGAAUUCGGGAAAGGACUUGCUAAGAAAACAAUUGAACUUCCAAGAGAUACACAUUUUGAGAGCAUUAGCACUAAUGUUAAAAUAAAGAAUACAGAACUUACAUUCACUCCAGAUAUUCCCAAAUCGACACAAGAGGACUUGCUGGAUAUGCUUCUCGAAACAGAGUGA